This is a messenger RNA of Emiliania huxleyi CCMP1516, 351 nucleotides long. RefSeq lists its product as hypothetical. The coding region runs from base 1 to 351 and encodes 116 amino acids. The transcript is spliced from 2 exons. Gene Ontology annotation, molecular function: protein binding. NCBI's taxonomy places the organism in Eukaryota, Haptophyta, Isochrysidales, Noelaerhabdaceae. The record is from RefSeq and is a predicted model, not a curated record.
AUGCAAAAGCACGGGCACCCAGACAUCGCAACCGCCCUGAACAAUCUCGCCGACACCUGUUACCUUCAGGGCGCCCUCGAGGAGGCGGAGAGACUGCAGCGCGAGCUGUGGAGUUUUCAGCGCGAGCGCUUGGGUGACGGGCAUCCUCAGACGCUCAAGGUGAUGGGCAUCCUCCUUCCCGUCACACUGACGGCUCAGGGCCGCUUCGCCGAAGCCAUGGGCUUGUGCUCCGAGGCGGGGUCGCAGAUGGACGAGCACCUAGGAGAAAUGCACCCACACACCAUCGCGGCUGCGGCGCUGCGCGAGGUCUUGGCGGCGCAUGCUCUGUACUCGGCACCGCCGCCGAUCUGA